AUGGAGAGUAUUAUCUAUGAGGACUCGCCGUUGGCCGAGUAUUUAGAAGGCGAGGGGAGAGGCAGGGCUUCGUCUCCGGAAGCCUCCGUACCGUCAUCACCUACGACCACCAGUUUCGCUCCCCGUGGACCCUCCACCCUACAAUCCCGCAUUCGAGACAAGCUGCCGCAGCCUUUGCGGAUACCGAUUCCCAAGAAUGGGCCUAUUGCGCGGAUACACACCACCUGUUCGCGAGCAGUCAAUUCGCGACUAGGACGAGCAGACAACCAGCGCUUCAUCGAACAUUUCCGCUACCUCAUAGUCGCAUCCCAAUUACUCAGCGAACAUACUGGGCAGAGCAGCUUCAGGACCGUGGCGAUCCCCAACUUUGGCCCAGACAAGCAAUCCCAGGCACCCAACUUCAAGGUUGGCAGUAUCAGCCUUACUGGAGCAGUUGUGACCGGAGCAACAGCUUUUCUGCUGGUAUGGCUACUACAUUGGUCCCGAAGCAGGUCGUCGGGUUUCAGUAAAGGGAGGCUGCUACUCGUAUUCCUGGUGUUUGCCGUGGUUGCAACAAUAUGCUACGCAUAUAUGAGGCGGCACUGGCUUCAAUAUUUGAGACAGCAGGCGGUGGAUGGAGCUUCGAACCUGAUCACCAACCUGCAGGCAUUCGAUGCCUCUACCGCCUCAGCUUUAGCAUUGAUACAGGAAGUGGAACUAGUCUCGCGAGGAUAUCGACUUAGCAGUCCACUCCCCCCAAUCACACGACUCGAGGAGAAAGGACAAACGCGACGGUGUCACCGACUACGUAAAAGUCUCAAGAGUGCAUUCGCAGCAACCAUACCAUUGCUCGCUGAGCAAUGCGCCACUCUACGACAGCUUGUCGAAGAGGAUGACUUGGAGAAAUACCUUGACGUGUAUGAUAUCAACAACCCAGACCUUCAAGAGGCGCAGUUAGGCUACUCAGAGUUGGAAUUCGAAGAUACAGAAACGCUAAAGGCUCUCCGCACAUAUCAAUACCGUCUUGCCACGCUACGACGACUACUGCUCUGUUCGCUCUUGGCGUUAGAAGCAGAUGGUGGGAAGAACGAUUUUGCACGGUGGCGUGUGGCUAUCCAGGCGAUUGAACAAGUUACGAUACCUACCGGAGAGUGGAGCGACAAGAUAAAUCACACCUUAGGCGAGGAAGAGCAGUUCGUGGUCCCUUCCCCACUCAAGAUUCAGUCAAAUCCAGGGCGAGAAAAACUCCGCGCCUCGGUCCGGAAGCUGAGCGGUCUCUCUCAAGGCAUCAGAGGGCUCCAGGCCAAAAUGCAAAUCUUGAGAGAAGAAUCCAACAAGAGCCUAGAAGAGUCAGAAGAUAUCUCAGAACUCGGUGCUAGUCUCAUGGCUCAGUACGAAUCCAUCGGUGCGGAUCUCAAAAGCCUCGUAUCGGCCUGGGAAACUGGUAAAGCCUCACUAGCGCUGAACAUCGACAGGCACGAGCGGCGUGUUUCCCAGGCGUCUUCAGGCGGCAUGCGCUCACCGGUACCGAGCUUAGGUGGUCUCACCGUAGUAGAAGAGGGUACCCCUUCCGAUGCUCUACGGGCUUUGAAUGGCGCAUCACCAGCGCACUCAAGCGCUCCAAGCGUUUCUGGUAGCAACUCCGAUGACGAAAUCUUCGAGGCUAUAGCGAUACCUCGCACACGGAAGACGCUAUCGCGCGAAGAGCGAAUGGUCAAAAUCCACGAAGAUCGUGCGCGGCAGGUCUCGCUAAGAGAGCAGAGAGAGGCGAGCAACAAUAUGAUGAAAGAGUUAGAGUCCGUGAUCAAUCUUCGGCCACAGAGAACCAAUUACUCGGGACGAAUUACUUCUAUUUAA
Messenger RNA from Mytilinidion resinicola, 1836 nucleotides. RefSeq lists its product as uncharacterized. The record is from RefSeq and is a predicted model, not a curated record. Gene Ontology annotation, cellular component: plasma membrane. The coding region runs from base 1 to 1836 and encodes 611 amino acids. Gene Ontology annotation, molecular function: myosin binding. Gene Ontology annotation, biological process: cell-cell adhesion. The transcript is spliced from 5 exons. Lineage: Eukaryota; Fungi; Ascomycota; Dothideomycetes; Mytilinidiales; Mytilinidiaceae.